This is a messenger RNA of Pocillopora damicornis (cauliflower coral), 3041 nucleotides long. RefSeq lists its product as uncharacterized. The record is from RefSeq and is a predicted model, not a curated record. Gene Ontology annotation, cellular component: membrane. Gene Ontology annotation, biological process: carbohydrate metabolic process; glycosaminoglycan metabolic process. Lineage: Eukaryota; Metazoa; Cnidaria; Anthozoa; Scleractinia; Pocilloporidae. Gene Ontology annotation, molecular function: beta-N-acetylhexosaminidase activity; polysaccharide binding.
CUAGUUGGAAACCCAUGAUGUGUUAUUCCGCUUUCUUCACAAUACGAGGUCGCCGACACCUUCUUAAAACGACACUCAAAAUUGUUUGUCUACUUGCAGUAGGGUUUGUGUUGAACCGAAUUAGGCAAAAUGGUCACCAGCAUUAUGAUCAAAAACAAUCUAGGAGUAUGUAUUUAAAAAGUGUUAACUUCUCAGUGGCCUUUGGCCCUCUGCUUCAACCUUUUCCGGACAACUCUUCAGAGACUGGAGGCAAAAUAAAAGAAAAGAGAACUAGUUACUCUGCUGAUACUGAGAGGAAAAACUCCUCGGUGGGAAUUAGCCAAGAAGAAAUCAACUUCAUGGCUGAAUAUAUUCAAGUCCACUUUGAAUUUCUAUCAAAGACAAAAGCAAUGAUUACAAUUUCUAAUAAUGGUGCUAAAACUAUCAGGAACCAUGGAUGGACUAUAUACUUUUCCUUGAAUGUGUGGUUUCACCCACAUUUACAACAAGUUGGUGUUGAGAAACAUAACACCCUUACUUUUGGACAUGUUGUGGGACAUGUGUAUAAGAUUGAACCUGUUAAUUAUAGCAAUUCCUUUUCACCUGGAGCUUCCCUCAAAUGCUCAAUUACAUCAUUACCAAUUUUUCUUUGGUCUCGCUAUAUAGUAUCACCCAACUGGUAUGUUGCUUCCAAUGGUCUAGAACCAAGAACAAUAAUUGCUACAGCUAAUGAAGACCUCUCUUUUGUUUCUACAUCUGAUCCAUUGAGUAACAGUCGCCCUGGUGUAGAUGGUUCAAAAGAUUUGGGACAUGCCCCUUUAGGGGUUAUUCCUUCACCAUCUGAAAUAUCAAGAAAUAAGUACCCUCGGUCAGUCUCUAUUAACAAGGAAUGGACAGUGUCUGGAGACAAGCAGUUACAGAACGAAUUGAAAUUUUUGUCAGAUAACCUUGGAUUAAAAGUAUCUCCGUCCUUCGAUCCAAGUUCAAAAACCAUUUUAUUGACUCUGGCACCAACAGCUUUGCAAUCAAACCAGGAUCGGUUUUCCUCCACUGCAAACGAUUCAUACAGUCUUGAAAUAGAUGAUUCCAAGGAAUUGAUCUCCAUAACUGGCCAAGGCGCUAGUGGGGUGUUUUACGGUAUUCAGACUCUGUUGGCACUCGUGAACGAAAGUGGCCAAAUUACAGCGGUUUCUAUCAAAGACUCUCCUCGUUUUUCGUACCGCGGGUUCAUGGUGGACGUUGCUCGUAAUUUUCAAUCCAAGCAGGAAAUAAUGAAGGUGCUGGACGCCAUGGCAAUGUAUAAGAUGAACAAGUUUCAUUUUCAUUUGUCGGACAGCGAGGGAUGGAGACUAGAAAUUCCUGGACUCGAAGAGUUAACAACAAUUGGAUCAAGGAGAUGCUUCGAUUUGCAAGAGAAGAAAUGCAUUAUGACGCAACUCGGCUCAGGCGUCGAUACGAGCACCUCGGGCACUGGGUACUACUCUACUGAAGAUUAUCGGGAAAUACUUCGUCACGCAGCAGAACGCCACAUUCAAGUAAUUCCAGAGUUCGACUUACCGGGUCACAGUCACGCAGCUGUGAAAAGCAUGAGAGCUCGUUUCGACCGACUUGUACAGGAAGUGGGGAAAGAAGAGGAAGCGAAGAGAUUUCUUCUCAGUGAUUUUAAUGACAAAUCUUCGUAUACCACCAUGCAAGGUUUUAGUGAUGACGCCGUUAAUCCUUGUUUAAAAUCCACUUACACAUUUCUCGAUUUCAUUUUAUCAACUUUAUCUCGUCUCCAUAGUGACAUACAGCCGCUGACCUUUUAUCACUUUGGAGGCGACGAGGUUCCUAAUGGGGCCUGGUUGGACUCCCCAGAGUGUCAGAAGACGGAACAUAGGUUAACCAAACGAUACUUGAUGAACAUUUUUGUGGAACGUCUUUCCCGUAUCACACUUAAGCACGGUCUAGAUAUUGGAGGCUGGAGCGAUUCAUUUACCAACAUUGCAGACGGGGACAUGGGCAUCGGGUUGAAAAGGAAUAUAAUUAAGAAUAAAAACGCUGUGGCGUAUUUUUGGGGAGCUGAUUUUGAAGAUGGUCGUGUUGACCCCCGCAAGGUUUCUCUACUUUGAUCAUUCACAAGAACAUGACUUUAAUGAACGGGGCUUAAACUGGGCAGAAAAAUAUACUGACAUCAAAAAGACAUUUGGAUACUCACCGCCUGGCAAUCAAAAUAUUCUUGGUAACGUAGUUUCUUUUCCUUCUACCCUAACAUCUACAGACAACUAUGGAACCACCAUUUCAUUGUCACGAGAGCGAUUAGAAGGAACGAUGUGGGGUGAAUUGAUCCGUACCGCUGACCAGAUGCACAGCAUGAUUUUUCCUCGACUAUUGGCUGCGGCUGAACGCGCGUGGCAUAAAGGAUCUUGGGAAGACCUAAGGGGCGAGGAAAGGCAAAAGCAACUAGAUGAAGACUGGGUCAACUUUGCCAACACGCUCGGUCACAGGGAACUGGUUCGACUUGAUAAGAUGGAUGUACCGUACCGCGUACCACCUCCAGUAGCGAGAGUUGUCUGCAAAGCUGCUUGCAAUAAGUUACACGUGACAACUGAGCUGCCUGGCCUUAAAGUUGAAUACUCCAAAGAUGAUGGUCUAACGUGGAAUGACGUCAAACCGGAAACGGAAGUGAACGAAAAGAUAAAGCUCAGGACCAGAUCGGCCGACCAAAACCGGUUUAGCAGAGUGAUCUACUUAGACCCGUUUAAAAGCUAAAUGGAAAAGUUACCACAGUGAUGCUGCGUUGAUGGUGCCAAUUCUGGAGGACCUUACAACACUCUCCUUUCAGUAGAUCUCGUUUAUCUCGGUUAGCGGAGACACCUUUGUCGUUGCUUCAAGACUGAGCAAGUACCAGCUUGAAAAGAAACACAAAUAUAUUUAGGGUUAGGCAUAAUCAGCACCGACUGAUAUGGAUGACAGAAGAACUGCCCACGCAUUUGAGGAAAACGCACUGAAAGGGAGGAAUGAAAAGCAAGAGGCCCGCGAUGCAAAUCUUGGAAGAGCACAAAACACGGAUAGAUCGAAGU